This is a messenger RNA of Cyclopterus lumpus (lumpfish), 3875 nucleotides long. It is a transcript of the gene smad4a, whose product is annotated as SMAD family member 4a. Gene Ontology annotation, cellular component: heteromeric SMAD protein complex. NCBI's taxonomy places the organism in Eukaryota, Metazoa, Chordata, Actinopteri, Perciformes, Cyclopteridae. Gene Ontology annotation, biological process: SMAD protein signal transduction; BMP signaling pathway; cell differentiation. The transcript has 11 exons. The coding region runs from base 478 to 1989 and encodes 503 amino acids. The record is from RefSeq and is a predicted model, not a curated record. Gene Ontology annotation, molecular function: DNA-binding transcription factor activity, RNA polymerase II-specific; RNA polymerase II cis-regulatory region sequence-specific DNA binding; I-SMAD binding.
ACUCGCGCAUGCGCAGUUAGAGUGUGGUGGGUGGGAGCAUUUUUGUUGUUUAUUUUCGUGGCCAGUUAACCAUAAAUGUGUUGGGAUAUUAUUAUGAUGUAUUUUGUUAUACAGUUUUAGUUUAAUACGGACUACAUAUACACUUAAUGUGUCUGCCGUUGAAACAUUUCACGAGGUAGCGCACUUUAGCCAGCGAGCACGCGAGGAGUUGAGGGUUUGUAGCUAGUUAGCUGUGAGCGAAUGUGCUAGCAAGCUAGCUUAAAUAUCAUUAAGGCAUGCUAGCAAACGUUAGAAAGCACAUCAACAUUCAUCAACUUUGACCAGUGGGACUAAAGCUACGGCGCAGAUGAACCACCAAGUCCACGGAUGCCACCGUGCAGUACUGCAAUAGCACUUUCACCGUCACACUUAAACUGGUAAAGGCAUAAAAGAUACAACUUGAGAACGUCUCCCUGAGGUUGAAGCCCAAAGAGCAAGAUGUCAAUCACAAACACUCCCACAAGUAAUGAUGCCUGUUUGAGCAUUGUGCAUAGCUUGAUGUGCCACCGACAGGGAGGGGAGAGUGAAAGCUUUGCUAAGCGAGCUAUUGAGAGUCUUGUCAAGAAGCUAAAAGAGAAGAAAGAUGAGCUUGAUUCCCUUAUCACAGCCAUCACUACAAAUGGAGCUCAUCCUAGCAAGUGUGUAACCAUACAGAGAACUUUGGAUGGACGACUACAGGUUGCAGGGCGCAAAGGUUUUCCCCAUGUUGUCUAUGCCCGACUGUGGCGAUGGCCUGAUCUACACAAGAAUGAGUUAAAACAUGUUAAAUAUUGCCAGUAUGCCUUUGACUUGAAAUGUGACAAUGUUUGUGUCAACCCCUACCAUUACGAGAGGGUCGUCUCGCCAGGCAUUGACUUAUCAGGAUUGACCCUUUCAGGUUCAGUUCCACUCCUGGUCAAGGAUGAGUAUGACUAUGACAUCCACCAAUCUUACUCAAGCCCUGAAAACCACCUGCAGACCAUCCAGCAUCCCCCGUCGAGGCCCAGUCCACAGGAGAGCUUCCUCAACCCCGCCCUACUCCCCCUAUCAGAGGGCAGCAGUUCAGCCUCAACCUCUGCUUUCUGUUCCAUCAGUGCUGGACCCUCAAAUCCUAACCCCAGUUGGAGCAGAAACAGCAGCUUCACCCCUGCAGUACCACAACAUCAAAAUGGGCAUCUCCAGCAUCAUCCCCCCAUGCCUCACACAGGGCAUUAUUGGCCGGUAACCAAUGAAAUUGCGUUCCAGCCCCCACUAUCCAAUCACCCUGCUCCAGAAUACUGGUGCUCCAUUGCGUACUUCGAGAUGGACGUCCAAGUUGGGGAGACCUUUAAGGUGCAGUCCACGUGUCCGAUAGUGACUGUGGAUGGUUACGUUGAUCCAUCAGGAGGGAACCGCUUUUGCUUAGGCCAGCUGAGCAAUGUCCACAGGACAGAGAACAUAGAGAGAGCCAGGCUCCACAUUGGCAAAGGCAUGCAGCUGGAGUGCAAAGGUGAAGGAGAUGUCUGGGUGCGCUGCUUGAGUGAUCACGCAGUGUUUGUGCAGAGUUAUUACCUGGAUCGAGAGGCUGGACGUGCCCCUGGAGAUGCAGUUCACAAGAUCUACCCCAGCGCUUACAUCAAGGUGUUCGACCUGCGUCAGUGCCACAGGCAGAUGCAGCAGCAGGCAGCGACGGCUCAGGCAGCAUCUGCAGCCCAGGCAGCAGCAGUGGCCGGUAACAUUCCCGGGCCCAGCUCUGUAGGAGGCAUCGCCCCUGCCAUCAGUCUGUCUGCUGCUGCAGGCAUCGGGGUCGAUGACCUGCGCAGGCUGUGUAUCCUGCGGAUGAGCUUUGUGAAAGGCUGGGGGCCCGACUACCCACGGCAAAGCAUUAAAGAGACGCCUUGCUGGAUUGAGAUCCAUUUACACCGAGCACUACAGCUACUGGAUGAAGUUCUGCACACCAUGCCCAUAGCUGACCCUCAUCCCCUGGACUGAGCGAAGGGACAUGAACUGCACAAAAUAAGCAGAAAACAAUCAGACUGUACUUUCUGACAAACCACUCCCCCUGUAGGCCUGGGGGGCCGAAGGAGGCCUGCAACGGCAGGGAUGCUGAGUAGCUUGUGGAAGUAUGAACAAGGACUUAAAGGAUGGCAUUAAACUUCAAACGCACUGCUGUUAAAUCCAGCGCUACAAGCAUUUGCUCGUAUACGGAAUGAGAUUUCAGGUCUGUAAGUGACUUCCAAACAACAGCUGGAGGAACGUGUGAAGUACACUGGGAGGAGUGGUAGUACUCAUGCUGCCGAGAGAAUGAGAAAGGUCUCCACAGCAAGAUUAAAAGAUGCAAAAAGCCUCUCAAUUAUUAAAUUAGCCUUGGUGCAAUACAACAGAAAUGCAUAACUACAAGGCAGUGUAGUGUCAAUCAUAAAAUGAUUGAUACUCAGCUGCCGUCAUAUGAACAAUUCAACAUUCAAGAAUUUAAGAGCUAGAGAGCCCCCGUUAACUAACUGACAAAAUAAGAAAAAAGCUGCGCACAAUGGGAUGCUUUGAAUUAUGGGGAAAUCUGAACAUGCAAAAUGUCAUUUCAGUUGAACCCGUCCUCUUUCACUGGCUCUCUGCUGCCUGUAUGGCUUCAUGGAAGUGGAGGUUUUCACCUCAAAAAUCAGGACAGUUAUGGAAAAUCAUGCUAAUUAUUACUUGUGUUUAUGUAAGAUGUAAUCUUUAAUAUCUUCCAAUGCUGACAGUCCUUCUUUGAUUUUUUUUUAAAUUUAUAUUCCCCUUUUGAAUAGUUGAUAUUUGAAAAUCCCCUUUUAGCUGACCUCAGCUUCUCUUUUCACCAUAAAACUUCUAUUAUUCUACUGACAGUUGAGGCUGUUAUGAGAUUAAGAAAUUUGAUGUUUUUCAAUUGACAUAGAAAUUAUUAAAUAAUUUAAAAUGAAACGGUUAUUAUAACACAUUGUAAUAUUAUUUAUAAGUGUCCUUUUUAUAUUAGAUGCCGGCAUAGUGUCAAUUAGCACUUUAUUAAUUUGUAUAACAGUAUUGUCUUGUUUUAUAAUCUCAUGCAUGGUUACUUGUUGUACCAUAUCAUUUCUUGACAGAGUUGAAUUAUUUUUUUCUUUUAAUGAAAAAUUCACUUCACAUUUGCACAUCUGCUUAAAAUCAAUUGUUUCAGUAUCAAACAGUCAGCCACAGCAGGGUAAAAUGUGCAUUUACCUCAAUUCUGGCACACUGAUGACGAUUUUGAGCAAGAAUGGAUUAUGGAAUUGGAAAUGUUGUCUGUGGGAUGAACCUACCGUUAAUUAAACAACCGCCUUUCAAACCGACAGGGAAUGAAUCUUUGAUACUCAAAAGAAGCAUUUAUAGGGGGACGUCUCUCUAAUGAUUGCUCACUGCCACCCAUUUUAAUUUGAGUAUAAUUAUGACGACACUUACCGUAAUCUUUUCUAGACAACCGCUGAGUGAAGCUAAAGGAGUUAAGGAAUCAACUGUGAGAGGAAGUGUAAGCCAUAGUGACGCCAAAAAGACCGUAAGAAAAAUGAAACGUAAUCAGACUGCAGUGGUUUCAUUGUAAAGUUGCUUCUUGAAGUUUGGUUUUAAUUAUCAACUGAUUGAUUUCAGUUUUUGCUCAGCACAAAUCAAUAUUUUGGUAUUUGGAGCUCCGUUUACCUACUACCGCUGUUGCAGUAUUUUGUAUCUAUAUCUCCUUUGCUACCUUUACAGUGAUGAACAACAAAAGAAUGCUGUACAAUUUUCUGGAAAUGCAAGUUCAUGCUCAUCUUAAUCUUUACAAUUGUGUCUUACAUUUUACAUAUGUAUGGAGUUUGAAUGAUAUUGGUGUUUAUAUGUAUGAGUAUGGUUGAAUAAAGUUCAAUGGGCAAACACUA